Penicillium odoratum is the source of this 522-nucleotide messenger RNA. Its product is annotated as DUF1993 domain-containing protein. The record is from RefSeq and is a predicted model, not a curated record. The transcript has a single exon. Lineage: Eukaryota; Fungi; Ascomycota; Eurotiomycetes; Eurotiales; Aspergillaceae. The coding region runs from base 1 to 522 and encodes 173 amino acids.
AUGUCUUCUUCACUCUACGACACAUCUAUUCUCCCCGCCAAGAACGCCCUCACCGCUCUUGCCCACAUCAUCCGCAAAGGCGAGGAGCAUUCCAAUGGCGCCAACUUCCUCACUGCCGCCCUCAUUGAUGACAUGAAGCCAUUGAGCUUCCAGAUCUUGUUUUCUGUCUCCCUUGCCGAGAAAUUGGUCGCCAGAACGAGCGGUACUCCGGUCCCAGAUUCCCCCACCGAAGUCUCGUCGUUCGCUGAGGCCCACGCACUCAUUGAGAAGGCUCUCAAGGCUCUCAACGACGCUGAUAAGACCACCAUCGACAACAACGCGGAGAAAAUGGUCGAGGUUGGUAUGGGACCUGGAGUCAACAUCCCCAUGCGUACGGACAGCUAUGCCAGUGCCUACAGCCUCCCUAAUAUCUACUUCCAUGUUAUGACUGCCUAUGCCAUCCUGCGAAAGGAGGGCGUACCCCUUGGCAAGAUGGAUUACCUCAGUACUUUCAUUGGACCUUACCUCCCUCAGAAGGAGUGA